GCCAGGACGCAAGAUGGCCUCAGGCCGGAGCCGGGCACAGCACAGCACAGCAUGGGGCGGGGUCGGGAGGCCGCCAGGCGCGCAUGCGCGGACGUGCCGUUCGGCGGCGGCACGUCGGCGGCAGCGCCGGUAACGGAGGCAGGAGCAACAAUGGAUUGGCCCCAACAAAUAUGUAGCAGGUGUUGGGAGAAGACAUCCCAUCUGAAAUGGAGGUGAUCGAGGGAGCUGAACACUGACUACACCAACAUGGGGUUGCGACUGUUGGCUUGUCUUUUUCAUUUGCCCACUGCAGUGAUCUAUGGGUCCCUGUCGCUGUUUGUUUCCAUUUUGCACAACGUAUUCCUCCUGUACUACGUCGACACCUUUGUCUCUGUUUACAAGAUUGAUAAACUGUCCUUUUGGAUAGGAGAGACAGUGUUUCUGAUCUGGAACAGCCUCAAUGACCCUCUGUUUGGCUGGCUGAGUGACCGAGUGUUCCUUAGCACACAGCAGCCAGGGGCAGAGAUUUCCUCCCCAGAAGUAAUUCUGAAGAGGCUCAGAGCGCUAAGCCACAAUGGCCCCCUCUUUGCCAUCUCUUUCCUGGCUUUCUGGGUUGCCUGGGCUCAUCCUGGUUUGCAGUUCCUCCUUUGCCUUUGCCUGUAUGACAGCUUUCUCACCAUGGUCGACCUCCAUCACAACGCCUUGCUCGCAGACCUGGCUGUUUCAGCAAAAGACAGGACUAGCCUCAACUUCUACUGCUCCCUCUUCAGUGCCAUAGGCUCCCUCUCUGUCUUCAUGUCCUAUGCAGUGUGGAACAAAGAGAACUUCUUUUCCUUUCGCAUAUUUUGCGUUGUGUUGGCCCUCUGCUCCAUCGUUGGUUUUACCCUGUCCACACAGCUGCUUCGCCAGCGGUUUGAGGCUGAUGGGAAAGUGAAAUGGGACCAAGAGUCAACCCUAAAAGAGCUGUACAUUGAGAAACUCUCUGUCCCCCAGGAGAAGAGGAUCACCCUGGCAGAGUAUCUCCAGCAGCUCUCCCGGCAUCGCAACUUCCUCUGGUUUGUCUGCAUGAACCUCAUCCAGGUUUUUCACUGCCACUUUAACAGCAACUUCUUCCCUCUGUUCCUGGAGCACCUGCUGUCAGACCAGAUCUCUGUCUCUACUGGAUCCUUCCUGCUCGGUGUUUCCUACAUCGCCCCUCAUCUCAACAACCUCUACUUCCUGUCCCUCUGCCGCCGCUGUGGGGUUUAUGCCGUGGUUCGAGGACUCUUCUUCCUGAAGCUGGCUCUCAGUGUUGUCAUGCUCCUGGCAGGACCUGAUCAGGUGUAUCUGCUCUGCAUCUUCAUUGCCAGCAACCGGGUGUUCACAGAAGGGACCUGUAAAUUGCUCAACCUGGUGGUCACUGACCUAGUGGAUGAGGAUCUAGUCCUGAACCGCAGGAAGCAGGCAGCCUCAGCACUGCUCUUUGGGAUGGUGGCUCUGGUCACGAAGCCGGGCCAGACCUUCGCCCCUCUGAUUGGCACCUGGCUGCUCUGCGCAUACACGGGCUACGACAUUUUCCAGCGCAACCCCUUGAGCCAUGUGGUGAGUGCCCAGCCGAAGCUGGAGUCUGCUGCAGCCUUGGAGCCAACUCUUCGCCAGGGCUGCUUUUACCUCCUUGUCUUCAUACCCAUCACGUGUGCACUGCUGCAGCUCCUCAGCUGGUCUCAGUUCAGCUUGCACGGGAAGCGUCUGCAGAUGGUGAAGGCUCAGCGCCAAAGCCUGUCGCAAGGCCAAGCACCAGAGGUGAAAACAAUUUAGGGGUGUCUGAGCCUCUGGCAUGUUGCUGGUUCCAGGCCAGUGCAGGACUGCAGGCUCAGCGCACAGACAGGCUGAGAAACCCCCAUGUUUACGGUUCAACUGUGAAAUGCUGUAAUGCCAAUGUUUACUUAUUCCAGGAGGCAGUUGCUGGGGAAGGCAGAGAAGUUCAGUGUGUGAGGAGCCUGGGAUAGAUCGCUUGGCCAUGGGAGCAAGAACACUUUAUCCCAGGCUGUCCCAGGCCACCGGGGGCUGCUCAUCCCAGGGGAGGGUGCUGGGUUGCAAUGUGUGCUGGAGACAGCCACAUCCCCAGGGCAGUCCUCUGCCCUGGGCAUGGCCCUGGGGAACUGCAGCCUCUCUGGCUGAGCAGGAGACGACUGCUCCUUGCUGGAGCCCUGCAGCUUUGGGGAGUGGGAGGCUCCUGAGUGACCAAGUGACCGAGGGGGUGAUUGCAGGACAGCAGGAGCAGGGAUGGGAGGACCCUGAAGGCCUUUCCCAGUAGCUCCCACAUAGAGUGCUGUGGUUCUUGGACCAAAUCCACUCUUAGGCAUUUCUUGUUACCAGGACAAUAUCCUGCACAGCCAGGGUCUGCCGGCUGUGCUUAUUUUAAGCUGAGGCUCCCCUGUUUGUGGCCUUGCAGAGGGAGUUGUUGCUGAGCUGGGAGGGAAAUUCACUGGGCUUGAACUGGGUUCAGAGCCUUGAGCUGGAACAUCUCAUCUAGCAUCUCCCAGUGCCUGUUUAUCCCUCCUCUCCCUCCACAGCCCCUUCCAGUUGGUGCUGUCAUACAGCAGUGCUAUGAGCCCCAGCCCCAUGCUGGCUUGGGGCUGUGGGGCUGAGGUCUGGGAACCAACUCCCAGCUGAGCUGAUGGAAGUGCCUCCCUGUGCAGGGCCAUCUGUGAAAGAAACCUCCCCGACAUUGGAUCAGGACACUAUCCCUGGUGAGGCAGCCUGGUGCCUUCCCCCCUUGCAAGGGGAGAGCACAGCCUGGAGGAGAGAGCGGGUUUUGCUUUUGUGCCUUUGAUUUCUCUUCAGACCCAGUUUGACACAACACUGGGCAGUCACGGGGGUGACAUUUUUACCUCUGGGUAGAGGCAGACACUUCAGCUUCUUUCCACUUAAAAUGGUGCCCCAGAGUUUGAUCAUCUCAUCUGGCUGCUGAGACAUGGACCCAAGGAGGAGGGCAGGUGGUUUGACCUCCCUGGUUCUGGCUGGGAGCAGACAGGGCAGGUGGUCACCAAAGGGAUCCAUCCUUGAGAUGAGGGAAAAUCUCCUCCAUCCCUGCACUGUUUGGGGCAGACAGAAGAGCUGUUCUUUGUUUAGUGCCAGCUUCCCCCAGGGUCUCGGCCCACAAACCUGCCCUCUUGCCUCAGGACGUGGCUGCCUUCUGUCUUGGACCAAGAUGUUCCUGCUGUGAGGCUUCUGUAGGUCUUGAUGGUUCAAUCAUAAGUUAUUUGUGUGACUUCUAACAAUGUUUGAGAAUGAUUCUUCAUUUCAUAAAUUAAAGAUGAUUUUUUUCUGUA
This is a messenger RNA of Grus americana (Whooping crane), 3293 nucleotides long. RefSeq names its product major facilitator superfamily domain containing 13A (gene SLC68A1). Bases 247 to 1776 code for a protein of 509 amino acids. The transcript has 9 exons. Lineage: Eukaryota; Metazoa; Chordata; Aves; Gruiformes; Gruidae. The record is from RefSeq and is a predicted model, not a curated record.